This is a messenger RNA of Dermochelys coriacea (leatherback sea turtle), 3855 nucleotides long. It is a transcript of the gene LARS1, whose product is annotated as leucyl-tRNA synthetase 1. Gene Ontology annotation, molecular function: leucine-tRNA ligase activity; aminoacyl-tRNA deacylase activity; ATP binding. Lineage: Eukaryota; Metazoa; Chordata; Testudines; Dermochelyidae. Gene Ontology annotation, biological process: leucyl-tRNA aminoacylation. The record is from RefSeq and is a predicted model, not a curated record.
CCUCCAGCGUUCGAUUGACAGAGUGGAGAACUACAUUUCCCGCGAGGCCUUGCGGUAGCGCUCUGGCCUUGUGCUUGCCGGUGGGUGGCUGGCAGCUGGUACAGCGUGGAGAAGGCUGCGGAGGCCAGCUGGGCAGUCGCAAAGGAUAGGAUGAUGGAACGGAAAGGGACCGCAAAAGUGGACUUCCUGAAGAAAAUUGAAAAAGAAAUCCAGCGGAAGUGGGAUGUUGCGCGAGUGUUUGAGGUUAACGCAUCUGAUAUUGGGAGCCGGACAAGUAAAGGGAAGUACUUUGUCACCUUUCCAUACCCAUAUAUGAAUGGUCGCCUUCACCUCGGACACACGUUUUCUUUAUCUAAAUGUGAGUUUGCAGUUGGGUAUCAAAGGCUAAAAGGAAAGAAUUGCCUGUUCCCAUUUGGCCUGCAUUGUACUGGCAUGCCUAUUAAGGCAUGUGCAGAUAAGCUGAAAAGAGAAAUGGAAUUAUAUGGCUGCCCACCUGAGUUCCCUGAUGAGGAGGAGGAAGAGGAGGAAAUGGCUGCUAGAAGAGAGGAGGAAGUGGUAAUCAGAGACAAGGCAAAAGGCAAAAAGAGUAAAGCUGCUGCCAAGACUGGCUCUUCCAAGUACCAGUGGGGGAUCAUGAAGUCUUUGGGUCUCUCUGAUGAAGAAUAGUGAAGUUUUCAGGCUGAGCAUUGGCUUGAUUACUUCCACCCUGGCUCUCCAGGACCUGAAGAGCAUGGGCUGAAGGUGGAUUGGAGACGUUCUUUCAUUACCACUGAUGUUAACCCUUAUUACGACUCAUUUGUACGGUGGCAAUUUUUAACAUUGAAGGAAAGAAAUAAAAUUAAAUUUGGGAAACGGUAAACAUGUAUACAUAUUUAUUCUCCAAAAGAUGGACAACCUUGCUGGAUCAUGACAGACAAAUGGAGAGGUAAUGGUGUUGGACCUCAAGAAUAUACGUUAAUAAAAAUGAAGGUGGUAGCCUACCCUGCAAAGCUAAGUGGCCUUAAAGGAAAAAAUAUCUUGGUGGCAGCUACUCUCAGACCAGAGACCAUGUUUGGACAGACUAACUGUUGGGUUCGCCCAGAUAUGAAGUACAUUGGCUUUGAGACUGUGAAUGGGGAUAUUUUUAUCUGCACCCAAAGAGCGGCCAGGAACAUGUCCUACCAGGGCUUUACAAAAGAUAACGGAGUGGUACCUGUUGUCAAGGAGCUGAUGGGAGAGGAGAUUCUUGGAGCUGCACUCUCUGCCCCUUUAACUUCCUACAAAGUAAUCUAUGCUCUUCCUAUGCUCACAAUUAAGGAAGAUAAAGGCACUGGAGUGGUCACAAGUGUCCCAUCUGAUGCUCCUGAUGACAUUGCAGCCCUGAGAGAUUUGAAGAAAAAACAGGCACUAAGGGGGAAGUAUGGAAUUAAAGAUGAAAUGGUCCUGUCUUUUGAACCGGUACCCAUCAUCGAAAUCCCAGGCUACAGCAGCCUUUCUGCUCCAUUGGUCUGUGACGAGUUGAAAAUCCAGAGUCAGAAUGACAAAGAGAAACUUGCAGAGGCUAAGGAGAGAGUUUACCUGAAAGGAUUUUAUGAGGGAAUAAUGUUGGUGGAUGAGUACAAGGGGCAAAUCCAGGAUGUCAAAAAGCUUAUACAGAAGAAGAUGGUGGGCAAUGGUGAAGCAAUGAUUUAUAUGGAACCCGAGAAACAAGUUAUAUCGAGGUCCAUGGAUGAGUGUGUGGUGGCUCUUUGUGACCAGUGGUACCUAGAUUAUGGCGAAGUAAACUGGAAGAAGCAGGCAGCUGACUGCUUGAAGGAUCUAGAGACGUAUUGUGAAGAGACCAGAAAGAAUUUUGAAGCUACGCUGUGCUGGCUGCAGGAGCAUGCCUGCUCAAGAACGUAUGGCUUAGGUACUCGUUUGCCUUGGGAUGAGCAGUGGCUGAUAGAAUCCCUCUCCGAUUCCACUAUCUACAUGGCCUUCUACACAGUCGCUCAUCUGCUGCAAGGAGAUGAUCUGCGUGGACAAGGAGAUUCUCCGCUUGGCAUCAGGGCGCAUCAGAUGUCCAAAGAAGUCUGGGAUUACAUAUUCUUCAGGACUGCUCCAUUUCCCAAGACACAGAUUCCAAAGCAAAAGUUAGACAAGCUCAAGGAGGAGUUUGAAUUUUGGUAUCCUGUGGAUCUAAGAGUCUCUGGCAAGGAUCUCGUCCCAAACCAUCUAUUAUACCUCUAUAACCACGUAGCCAUGUGGUCAGAUCAAAGAGACAAAUGGCCUGUAGCUGUGAGAGCAAAUGGACAUCUCCUCCUGAAUUCUGAGAAGAUGUCUAAAUCUACAGGCAACUUCCUCACCCUGAGCCAAGCUGUUGACAAGUCUGCAGAUGGCAUGCGUCUGGCACUGGCUGAUGCUGGCGACACAGUUGAGGAUGCCAAUUUCGUGGAAGCUAUGGCAGAUGCUGGUAUUCUCCGUCUCUACACCUGGGUGGAGUGGGUGAAGGAAAUGAUUGCAAAUAGAGACAGUUUAAGAAGUGGGACUCCCAACACCUUUAAUGACAGAGUCUUUGCCAGUGAAAUGAAUGCAGGAAUAACAAAGACAGAUCAAAAUUAUGAGAAGAUGAUGUUCAAGGAAGCUCUGAAAACUGGAUUCUUUGAAUUUCAGGCGGCAAAAGAUAAGUAUCGAGAACUAGCGAUAGAAGGAAUGCACGGGGACUUGGUCUUCCAGUUUAUUGAAGCUCAGACUCUGCUGCUGGCCUCCAGUCUGCCCCAUCUAUGCGAACAUGUGUGGACACUGUUGGGAAAGCCUGACUCCAUCAUGAAAGCUUCAUGGCCAGUAGCAGGCCCACUGGAUGAAGUAUUGAUCCGAUCUUCCCAAUACCUCAUGGAAGCAGCCCAUGAUCUCCGACUGCGUCUCAAGAACUACUGGCACCCCCGAAAGGAAGGUGAAAUACAUUAAAAGGGUAGUAAGGAGCUGCCCCAGAAGCCAUCCCAUUGCACCAUCUAUGUGGCAACCUACCCACUUUGGCAGUAUACCACCCUAUCAGUUUUGCGCAAGCACUACCAGAUCAAUGGAGGACAAUUGCCAGAUAACAAAGUAAUUGCUGGUGAAUUGAACACCUUGCCGGAGCUGAAGAAAUAUAUGAAGAGGGUUAUGCCUUUUGUUGCCUUGAUUAAGGAAAAUCUGGAGAAGAAGGGUCCACGUGUUCUUGAUCUGGAGCUGGAAUUUGAUGAACGGGCUGUGCUCAUGGAAAAUAUAGUCUAUUUGACAAAUUCCUUGGAGCUGGAUCAUAUCGAAGUGAAAUUUGCUUCUGAAGCGGACGAUAAAAUAAAAGAAGAUUGCUGUCCUGGAAAACCUUUUUCUGUGUUCAGAAUGGAACCCAGCAUAUCUCUAUUUUUGGUGAACCCCCAACCAUCUAAUGGCCACUUCUCUACAAAAAUCGAGGUCAGGCAAGGAGAUGGUAGAGAUGCAAUAAUCAGGCGUUUAAUGAAGGUUGACAGAGGAAUCAAAGAGCUCUCUAAAGUAAAACUAAUGCGAUUUGAUGAUCCUGUGCUGGGCCCCCGUCGUGUUCCUGUGCUUGGAAAAGAAGAUGCAGAGAAAACUCCCAUUUUAGAGCAAGCUGUCUUCCACCUAGACCUGGCUGAGAAACGGGUUUGCAUAAUCGAGAACGGGCUGACAGCGGAUAUCGGCGACACAAUUGUCUAUCUAAUUCAUUAAAUUGUGGACUACACCAGCUUGUUCCUGGGUUAAUAUGAUAUUUUAAAACUCCAGAGUGGCUUUGAAAACAUCUGUAAUGGACCAAGAUAACUGUCAUUUCUUAAAAGAAAUCUUUUGUUGCACGGCCCCAAAAUCUUUUAAAUAUGGGUAUAAUAAACAUUUUCUGCCUUC